UGUUAUUUGAAAAUCCCAGAUUAAUGAAUAUUGAUCACUUUAUAAGAAAUAUUCAAGAAUGAUUAAGUGUUCCGUUAUUAUAAACACGCUCAGAAUAAUGAUAUAAAAAUAUUCAGGGUUAAUUAUUUUAGAUGAAAUGCAUCUCAGUUGGGAAGUACUUUAAAUAGGAAAGAAAAAUCCAUCACUUAAAGCUAAUCAAGAUGAGAAAAAUGAACCCAUAGAUUGUUUUGAAGGAAUGCAAUCUAGGGAAUGAGAUGGUAAAAUGUAAAAGUAUAUACUGGAAAAUUUGAAUACAUUUGAUAAACACACACAAAAAUGGAAAUUAACUGGAUGUUAGCAAUUUUUAUGGAUUUAUUAGUUAUCAAAGAUGCUGCAUCAUAUGUAGUCGGUACCAGUACAUGUACCCAAGGACUCAUGUGUUUAGAAAACAAUAAGGUUCUCCACAAUAAUGAAAUUACACACACCAAAGUGAGGUCUUUACUGGAAUGUGUGAGAGAUUGUUUACAAGAAGUACACUGCAAGUCAAUUAACUUUUAUGAAGAUGAGGAAACUAUUUGUCGUUUACACAAUGAGACAAAAACUACUAAGCCGGGAGAUUUCAACAGUUUCAGUGAUUCAGGAGUUAUGAAAUAUUAUGACUUUGAAUGUGGGGUAGAAGCCCCAGCCUGGUGUAAAGAACAAGCACCUGUGAGUGUACUACCUGCAAGCUGUGAUGGUGAAUGGGAAGAAGUGUGGCCAGGGUUCUGUGUUAAACUGCAAGAUGACGCUAAAACAUGGAGUGAUGCCAGAAGUGAAUGUCAGGCUGCAGGAGGGGAUCUAGCCACUAUACAUGACCAAGAACAGUAUGAUGCCCUGGUGACUGCUUAUAAACAAAGGAUAGAAUUUAGUAAUGCUUGGAUUGGGCUGAUCCGUACUGGAGAAUACCAAUGGGAGUGGUUGGAUCCUUCUUCUUCCUAUGAGAAUUGGGACAUGUCAAGCACUGGUUCUGACCAAGCAGCUCAGGCCUGCGGGGGAUUCUAUCCAGAUGAUUAUUUUGGUGGCAUUAUCAAGAACACUUGUGCAUACACACGUAAAUUCAUAUGUCGGUUAGAUUUAGGAACUUGA
Molecule: messenger RNA, 1104 nt
Organism: Owenia fusiformis
Lineage: Eukaryota; Metazoa; Annelida; Polychaeta; Sabellida; Oweniidae
Source: the annotation of a GenBank genome assembly